UCCGCUCCGCAUUCACGCGAAGAACGUCAUUGCGUGCGUAUCCGCCUGGCGACGAAAUCUCGCUGCGCUACCAUACGCUUAUUCUUCGGCUCGGAAUUGAAUCGUCACCCAAUACGUGUUUCGCGCCACCUAUUCAAAAAAUCGAUACCUCGCGUGUUCGUGCGUGCGAAAUAUCAAUCGGCCCACGAGAUUGGCGGUGGCUCCGCAAACUCGUAGGUGCGCGGGUGUUGGCUAUCUAUCGAUCUCCUGGUUUGUCCCGCUUUCUUAAACCGUUCAUUGGCGUCUACAUUGCCGCUGCCGCCGGUGCAUCGUAACGUACGGUUCUGUUUGCUCGUGGUCGGUAUAGUGUUUGUGCCUUACUGUAUAACAUACGUGAAUUGGUGAACGUUCAUGUUGAUAUUUCUUGAUCAAUAAUAACUACAAGUCCCGCGAGAUUGUCAAAGGACGCUGAAUUGCGGCUACAUCAUGCUGGCGUUUUAAUUUCUUUCGUUCUUCAUGGGCGAGCACCAUGUUCUUCUGACCGACGACACUACCAGGAGAUCUAAGGAAAACGAGAUAUUAUGGAGUUUUACGAUGUGGGAACGGGAGAUCUCAAGGAAUUGUGGGAGUCCUACCUCGCCGAACCGCAGGUACUUGGUCAGGAUAUGCUGUUAAGUACCAAAGACGAUGAGUGGGGUAAUCCUCUGUGCUUGAGGGAUAGCGUGGUUCUUAGGGAUCGUCUGAUGACGGACGCGGCUAUCGGUGGACCGCGACCGAUAAAAUCCGAGCACAGUUACAGCCUGUUGGCCUGCAGCCCCCCGCCAAGCCCGGCAACGCCCGGAGCGAAUCCUCACACGCCAAAUUCAGGCUCGUCCUCCGACGCGGUUGACUCCACCACAGCGAAUACCAGUUCCUCCAUCGAUUUCGCCAAUCUGGACCACAAGUCUCUCGACAUCCGCAGUCGAAUCGAUGAUAUCGAAUAUUUUCCGGCUAUUUCGAUAAGCAACGCCUCGUCGAGCCGUGUCGAGCCAUGUCAGUCUUCGUCGCUUACAUCGUCCUCCACUUCGACCGUAUUCCUUAAAAGGGACAAACUGGUACCUGAAGAUAACGAGUGUCUCAAAAUCAAGGACGAGCCUAUUAGCGCGCCAACCAGCCCCUGCGCGUCUUGUCAACCGAUUUGCGACGAUAAGAGCACGAUAACAAUGUUGUCACCGCAGAGCCUUCAUUUCACCACCAAAACGCAACUCUCGCCCAUGAGUGACAGCGAGGAAGAGGAUGAGGAGUAUUGUCAGAACAUGGAAAUUGACGAAUACGUGGUUUGCGAGAGGAAGGAGACGAUUUUGCGCGCUUCGAGACAAGGAUUGCCGCCGACACCACCCAGCAGCGCGAGCUCCGACAGCGAGGGCACCGCUUCCGCCUCUUGCUCGCCGGAACGUCGAGAUUCUCAGACUUCCACGCAGAAUCUCAGGGGCUUGCUGGCGCCAAGGCUUUACGUCACCAACACCACCCACACCACCAGACAGCCCAUCCACACGCCCUUGAUUUCCUGUCAACCGAAAGGAUCGACAGGAGUGUUAACAUUGACAGAAGAAGAAAAAAGGACUUUGAUAGCCGAAGGCUACCCCGUGCCUACGAAACUCCCUCUGACAAAACAGGAGGAAAAAUCACUGAAGAAAGUACGAAGAAAAAUCAAGAACAAGAUAUCGGCACAGGAAUCACGAAGAAAAAAGAAGGAAUAUAUGGACGGCCUGGAAAGGCGAGUCACUACGCUGACGAACGAAAACGCCGUAUACAGAGACAAGCUUAAUUCCCUGGAGGACACGAAUCGCGAGUUGCUAAAGGAGUUGCAACGUCUCCAGGCUUUACUACAACUACAACAGUCUUAAAUUUCGUCGUUUUUAAAUAAAAAAACGAUUUUAUGAGAAUUAGUUCUUAGAGACUUAUUAGUUCUCAUAAUAGUUUUUUUGAAGAAGAAGAACUUGUAAUUUGCGUCAUUAUCAUCUACAUUUUGAUUGUAAUGUCAUAAAAUCUCAAAGGAGACUUUAGACUCGCUGAGUCGUUUACACAGACACUAUAAAAAUCGUAUUUCUUUCUGUCGAGUUGUUCUUCCAGAAAUGUGCGAACUUUUGUUUUUAUAAUUUUUUCGCGAGAUAAGAAGGAUUUUGAGAAUGAAUCGCAUAGGGAUAGAGAUAACGUGUUCUUAUUGCUAAGUCACAGAUCAGAAUUAAAAGAAAGAUAUAUAUUUUGUAGGGACUAGUGCAAUUUCUUUACAUUCCUAGAACGUCUUCCUUGUAUACAAGCGAUGAAGCUUCUGACACAGUGACGACUGAAAAAAUUGAUUCUUGAUAAGAACGUGCCGCAAAUCGCUUGAAAAGUGUAAACAGAAUUGUUUUUCUGGCAACAAUCGAGAGAGUUUUAACACCAGAGAGCUGUAACACCACACUGGCUGUAGUACUACACGUGUGUGCAUAUCUGUCAAUAUAUAUUUUGCUAAACAGUGCCUUUUCUCACAAAUUUAUUUUCGUAUUUCUCCAGAAUGUUGCGAAUCAAGAGACAAGAUAGAGAUAAUUUAUAUUUUUCGUGAUUUUACAACGUUCUAAUUUUACAGACAAGCACGGAACCAAUGUUUGUGCGCGGGCAAGAGAGAUUGUUCGCCUCGAAGAUGAAACGUACUAACGUUUUUUAAAUCAUUUUCGAGAAAGAGAGACUCGAAGAAGUUCGCUUCUUCGAGAAGUCCACAAUAGGGUUUAGGUACAACAAGUAUAUAUUAUAGUUUGCUUUAACGGAGGUUUGUCGAAUGGAUUUGAAUUAAAUUUCAAUUCGCAAACGCGCAUAUAUAUAUAUAUGUAUAUAUAUAUAUGAAAUAUAAUAUAUGACAUUUAUAGAUAUAAGAGGAGAAGGAUAGUGAAAGCACACCAUUAUUAUUAUUAUUAUUAUUAUUAUUAUUAUUAUCAUUGUUGUUAUAAUUACCUACGCAGAAAUGUGAAAGUAGACUCGCAAAGUAGUUGCACGCAUGUUUUUUCGACGAGAAGAUAUUUAGUUGUACGUUAUAGAAUUGUGUCACUCACAUACACACACAUAUAUACAUACGCAGAUAGAUCGAUUCAGAGAAAUUACCUAUGUCAAGUUGACGCACGUUAUUUUUUCAGAAUAUUACCGUUAGGCGGACGUAGUUGGAUCAUAAUCGACUCAGUUACCGCUCAUGCGCGGUGACGAUGAUCUAUUUUGCGUUUAUAUACGAUAUAGAUACGAUUUUAAAACAUAUAAGUUUUUGUUUAUAGAGGAAAUGCGUUUUUCGCUCAUCUUCACAAUGAACCUAUUUGCAACAAUUUGUGUUGCACUCGCAUAGUCGACAGAAAAAUCUGUCAAGCUAAUAACGACCGGAUUUUUGUCGUAGUUAGAAUUACGAUCGUGUACAACAUCAGUCUCGUGAUCAUUCACAUCCAUGAAGCUGUAUUAUUUAUGUUUUAAGAAAUUUUUCGCGUUCACAAGCUCUAAUUAAUUAAUAUUAUAGUGUCGUAGAAAGUACGUCCGAUUUAUCAUUGAUGUCAUACACACACACACACAAUCAACUUGAAACUUUAAAUUGUUUCUUAGUUUUUGUGUUUUGCAAUUAUAUAUGUAGAGUAAGUUUAAACUCAUUGAACGCGCGCGCGUAUAUAUAUAUAUAAUAUAUUAUCGAGAUCCAGAAUGCGGAUUUCGCGAUUACUUAUCGCAUGAAAGUCAUGGAAAGGGACCAACGCGCAAGAUAAGAAGGCUUUUAUCUUCUUCUCCUAUUUUUUUCCCUUUCACUUCACGUAAUUGCCAAAUAAAUAGAUAGAAUUUAAUCUCGUGAUGAGUGUGUCCGGAAGGUGCUUGUAUUAACAAUAAUGUUCAUACCUCGCAUGGGUCUCUAUACAAAACGAAUCGCGUGAUAACUUCGCAGCCGAUGUGUGAUUUUUUGUCGUACAUAAUCAUCUCGUCAGUGCGAAAUGCACAAAGAUUGGCCUCUUAAAGCGUUCUCACCUAUUUGUACUUUCGAGAGAUCCAGAAUAUGUGAUAAAACUAUGAAUUAUUUCCAUUACCGUAGAUGCAGGCAUGAGAAACACUCCUGCCAGAAUUUUCAACAUCGACUUCGAACUCAUCAAAGAUAGCGAUCUGUAUUUUGCUAAUUUCCGUCUUUUACAUUUCAUGCCGUAGACAUAUGCGCGCGUACGAUAUUUUUAUAACAAUUUUUACAACAUGGGAGAAUUUAGUUUUUUUUUUUUUUUU
Molecule: messenger RNA, 4230 nt
Organism: Pseudomyrmex gracilis
Lineage: Eukaryota; Metazoa; Arthropoda; Insecta; Hymenoptera; Formicidae
Gene: CrebA
Product: cyclic AMP response element-binding protein A
Exons: 7
Coding region: 561-1865 (434 amino acids)
Biological process (GO): regulation of transcription by RNA polymerase II
Molecular function (GO): DNA-binding transcription factor activity, RNA polymerase II-specific; cAMP response element binding
Source: RefSeq, a predicted model, not a curated record